Messenger RNA from Salarias fasciatus (jewelled blenny), 5098 nucleotides. RefSeq names its product MTCL family member 3a (gene mtcl3a). The coding region runs from base 636 to 4187 and encodes 1183 amino acids. The record is from RefSeq and is a predicted model, not a curated record. Lineage: Eukaryota; Metazoa; Chordata; Actinopteri; Blenniiformes; Blenniidae. The transcript has 7 exons.
GGCUCUCCUGCAGCUUCUCCCAGGCGCCGCUCGGCUGUCCGGCUUCAGGAAAAUAAACUCAUGGUUACAAGAGGGGUAAAAAUACUACUCGGGCCGCUCUUACAUCAGAGCGCUCCGUGAUAUUUUUGGGAACUUCUCCCGUUCGCCUCGGAGUGGUUACUGGGUGUCUGCCGCUGCCAGCGCUGGACUGUCGCCUACAAACGAGUCUGCGACGGCACACGGAGUCCAAAGACGGAAGAGGAAAGAAACAAACAAACAAGCAAACAGACGGCGCAGGUGUGCAGCUGUGGGAUAGUUUCAAAAGGAGAGGACCGCAGCAGCGGCGGCAGAAUGACGGCUUGACCCGGUCCGGAGGAGGCAUGGAGGAGACCUGCGAUCACCCAGCGGUGAAGUCCUCCCGGAGAGCCGCUGUGUGGCCCGCGGGGGAGGAUUUGCCUGGCUUUGGAUAAUUGCCACUUUCACCGUGCAAAAACAAAACAAAACAAAAAAACAAAACAAAACGGUGUGUUGGAAACUGAACUGAUUCGAUUUUUCACAGAAGACAUGGAUACUUACAAAAUAGCUUGGUGAUCAGCUGCUUUUCAAUCAGUUGUGUGUUUUUCUUUUUUUCUUUUUCAAUUUAAUGCACUGGAAAUAUGUGGAGCGCGUUCAUGAACGGCAGGGGCGGCGCCGGAGGGGGGUACGUCCCGUCUCAGGGAUGGGAGUUCGUGCCGUGCUCCAGGAUGGAGAGGGCGGACAGGGGCAGGGGCAAGAGCCGCAGCCCGCUGAGGAGGAUCUCCUCCCCGCCCACCGUCUUCAGCCAGAUAUACGAGCCCCCUUUCGGCGCUCCGCCGGGAGGAGAGGCCGGCGCAGGGACCCCGCUGGACAUCCUCCGGGGACAAAUGUGGCCCGAAGCUCCACAGCAGCAGCAGCAGCAGCAAACACAACACUCAAGGCUCAAAAAGAAAUUUGAAGAUUUGAAAAAGCGACACGUGCAGGACAAGGAGGAAUGGCUCAGGGAGAAAGAGACACUGUUGAGAGAAGUGGCUGACAUACAAGGAGGGGAGAACCGGAGGAUUUUGCUGGACCUGAAGACGGUUUUGGAGGAAGUGCAGGCGGAAGUGAAAAGAGAGGAGGAGAAGCGGAGCGAGCUGCAGCUGCAGUAUACCAGAGACAGAUGUGCCUGGGAGCUGGAGAAAGCUGAGCUCAAGUCCAGGAUUGCGCAGUUGGAGGCCAAAGACACCGCGGGAUUGGCGAGUGGGGAGGCCCAGGCUCCAGGUGGUCCUGGCGCCGUGGCGUCAGGGAGUGCCCGGGAACGGUACGGCCAGACGUCGACCCUCCGCAGGGAGCGGGAGGAGCAGCGGAGGAUCCUGGUGGACACGCAGACGGCGGCCAUGGACCUGCGCUGCCGCCUGGAGCACAAUGAGCGCGACUGGUUGAAGGAGAAGAGCGAGCUGCUGGAGAGGUUUGAGGUCGAGAGAAGAGAGUGGGAGAACCAGCUGAAGGACAUGCAGAAGAAAAUAGAAGAGCUUUACUGUGAAGUGAGAGUCAAGCGAGGAGGGAUCAGAUUGGAAGGCGCCAGGCAGGACGACGACGACGACGACUUGACAAACAGGCUGAGCAUCCGCUCCGUCAGCACGGGCUCCAGUCUGCUCAGUGACAACUCCCGCUCCGAGCCGCUCAGCAGCAGCGGCCCAUCGGAGCACAACAUCCACCAAUCCAUAUCUGGCCUGGGUCACAAGAGCAGCAUCAGCAGUGAUGGCGGACACCAUCCCACAUGUUUCACAGUAGAGAGCCUCUGUGAAUUCAGGGCCGGUGCCCAGUUCACUGAGCACUCACAACCGAAGCGUGAGGACGACUCGAGACCCAGAGACUCUUGGCAGAAAGACUCAGUCACUGACGCUGUGGAUACGGCUGCUCUGGAUGCACUUUUCUGUGGAGCUCCUGGAUGUCGAGUGUCACAGGAAUAUGAAGCUAAUAACUGUGAAAAACGUGUCCUUGUAACUCCUCAAGAAAGUCCUCUUUGGACCAGGCUGAGCUGCAGCAUUGACAAAAAGAAGAACACCACUGCUCUCAAUGCUGCCCUGAAGGAGAUUGCCCGUGUGAGCGAGGAACUCUGUAGCUACCAGGAUGAGAUCAGAAAAAAGAGUGGAGAUAAGAGGAACCGGUCUGAAUCUCUGUGCCUCCCUGAAGACUGUGGCAGUGAUAAAACCGGGGUGGAGGAAGAUGCUGCUGCAUGUGACCUCAACCAGAUCUACGAUGACCUUCGAGCCUUGGAGAGGGCAAACUGGAUCACCUUGUCGCCAGAUAACACUUGGCAGAUCAAUAGAGGGCUGAGGGAAUCCUGGACAACAAAUGCCACUGAAGCGGCCAGCGGCAGAGCCACGCAGAUCAGCUCUGGAGUCGACUCUGAAAUGGAUGCAGCAGCUCCACCUAUCCCUCCCCGUACAUCCUCCUGGAAUCUGAGCGCUCCCGCACACCCAGACACAGAGCUUCACAUCCCGGAUUCUCCUGUGGCAACAGUGAGGAAGUGCCACAGUCCCUGCAUUUUGAUGGACAGAAAGUGUAGCAGCCCGUCCGUGGUCAGGAAGUUUGAGGCUAUGCUGCAAGAGAACGAAGGAAAGGUUUUUAUCGACGGUGCGCUGGCAUCGUGCUCUGUGCCUGCUAACUCCAACUGUAAUAUGGGCUGCUGCCACAACCGCUGGUCCUGCGACGUCAGCAAGUUUUCCAACACUAAGCUCUCCACGUAUGGAACUGUCCAGAAAAGUUUCUCUGAAGUCAACAUAAGGAGUGCUGGGAAAGACUUGCUUUCAGAUUACAGCCCAGUUGUUGGAAACUUAAAAAACCCCGAGCUACAAAUGCCCCCGUUUGUCAGAGAUUUGCCUGUAGAUUUGCUCCUAUCCUCUCUGGAAACAGUACCUCUCAGCUCCAACCUCAAGGGGUCCAAGAGAAACAUCAUGCUUGAACAAAAAACAGCCGAGUUUAACAGGACUUUGUUUCAAGCUGAGAUGGGACGUGGGGUAGAGGAACAGAGCAGUUUUACACCAAUAGAUUCCUGCUCUAUGGGUCACCAGUCGGUCUUUGCAACAUCAGAUGAGGUUUUGCCUCCCAAAGUUACGAAAUCACAGCCACUUUGUGCUGAUGUACCCACUGGAGUGGUGGAUGCUCAUCGUGAAGAGACAUUAUGCCUCUUUGUGUCAGAGUCCACAAUACUGAACCCUGAAGAUCAACUAAAGCAGACGAGAUGGACUCAUGAAAAUCAAGCAAUCCAAAUAAAAGAAGAAACUCCUUCUGUAGUUUCUCCUGAACAGUGGCAGGCUGCACCCGGCGAAGCCGCAGCAUCCUCUCAAAGCCCCAUUCAGCACUGUGAGGUUAAGCACAAAGUUCAAACAGCAAGCAGCCCUUCCAGAAAACCACAGCACAGAGCAGCCACAGAAGCUCCUUUCUCUGAGUGUGCCGUGCCUGCGAAUACCCAGCCUGGUCAGUCUGUGGAUGAUUCCAGCUUGAAGAAUGACAAUCCCCAUGGAGCAAAGCCUCAGCCUGCCAAAGCUGGUGUUUCACUCCAGCAGUUGUCUGCUGAGAACAAACAAAAACAGAUGACACAGCCAAGACAUGUGUCUGCUCCCACUUUCCAGUCUGACUCCUCCAGACCCGGGCCCCGAAUGAUGAACGACCAUCCCUGGAAGCCCCUGACUCUUGCUGCGUAUCCACGGCCGGAGGGCUCCAGGUCCAACUACGGAGCCGUAGAAAGGAUUCUGAAGAAUUAUGAGAAUGCGGCUCGAGCACAACAGAACCAGAGUCAAGAGAAUGACUUGCCCUCAAGUCCAAACUUCAGUCUGAGGCAAGAGAAGAACGUCACAGAAGUGGACACAGCGAGACAGACGCAGGCUUCCCACUUCACAGAGACACACACCUCGCUCAGCAGCCACAGUGCCACGGGUGUGAAAGAGAUACAGCUUAUCGUGCAGGAAAACGAGGAGCUCCCUGCAUCCUCCUCUUCCUGCAACCAGAGGAAUUUCUCGAGGCCUGCCCGUCCAGCGAACCGCCGUCUCCCCUCCCGAUGGGCCAGUCGCUCACCUACUUCAUCAUCCUCCGCCUCCUCCUCUCCCUCGAGCACCCCUGUCAUCCCACCAUCCUUCCCCCAACAGAAGCAGACUUCCUCCUUUGCCUACUCACACUCUUUCCACAUGGAAACCGUUAUCAUUUGACCUUCAUCUCACCGUAUGUUUGUACCAACCGGAAGCCUUCAAUGAUAACCUCUGAACUCUGAACCUUCGAUUUUUCUCUUUAUACUGCUGCAUAUACCAAAUCCAAACGGCUUUUCCACCAAUACAGACUCAGAAGUGCUUUAGUCGUGAGUUCAUGUACUCAUAUUUAGAAUGUAUGUGCAUCCAGUGGUGCUUAUAUGACAAAAAGAGCAAGUGAAUGACGUGAAGGACAAUAGGUAUCCUGCAGUAUGGUCUCAGUCACCUUGCAGACGGUACGCCUGCCAUGGAGGACAGUGAAAGUGGGAUUUUAAGAAGAAAGUAAACAUGUCCUCCAUUCAUUUAUACCAACCAUUUCAAUAGAUGGCCUUUACUCAGGUCUGGAUUCUAGCUUCUAUUACUGUACCCUCGCAGAUCUAGCAACCGCAGACCGAUCACUGCCCCCUCUGUUCUCUAUACUCUUAUCUACACUCUCACACUUUGUGGGGAUUAACCUAACAACUUUUAGCGAAGCGAAAUUCAGAAGAAUGUGUUAAUUAUGUUUUUUUUCUGUACAAUUGCAGCAUCAUGUAGAAUUCAGCGUUAACGACAGUGGAGCAGAGAUUUCACUUACUUUCUCAGUAUGCUAAAUACAGCGGUGUCCAUUUCUGCCUUCUUUCAUAUCACACACACCAGGACUGUACCUUGCCUGUGACUGAAACAUGUCUGCUUUACAUUCAUGUGUGGCUUUAUAUUUUUUCAGAAAUAAGCAAAGCAACAUUUACUUGAUAUCAAUGGAUCAAAUGAAAUGUGAGUUCUUUUUUUUUUAUAACUUUGUACCAAAGGCUGGGUUUUUAUGCAUUUUAUUUCAUUUGAAAAUUAAAUGCAAUGUUUAUAAUGGCAUUUGAUUUCUCUGUCAAUCCACUGCUGAUGUU